AGGAGGGGAGGGGCCUUUGAAGACUUGGCUUUCUCAAUAUCAGCAGCAGAACACUCCGUAGCUGCCACUGCAGUGCUUUUUCCUUGGGUUUAAACGAGAGGGGAAAAAAAAAGUAUAUUGUUAUGAUUUUUACAGUUCAGCUGGAGGAUUAUGUCGUAGAAACAGAAGGGCGGCAACCUAGUAUGGUGCUGCUAUUGUAGUCAUAUUCAGCAAGUAGGAGAAAAUGCUCUGAUAUUCUCUGCUGAAGGUCAGCUUGAUCAAACUUCCUGCAGGUGUGGAUACGGAGGAUGCAGCAUUUUUCAAGUCACCUGGCGAGUAAAAUUCCUCAGAUGCACCUAACCCACAAAUAUUUAAAAUUGGUUAAAAGUGUAUGAGACCACUUGACUAAAGGAAGAAAACAUCUGUUGCAGAUAAAGGACUACAGUACAUUGAAAGGGUUAAAAGAAAUGACUGUGUGAGCUACAGAGUGAACAAAAUGGCAUCCCGCAGCCAUAGCUAUCUUCAUCGAGCCCUCAUAGCACCACGCUGGGUAUCAGAUGGGGCUCUGAGUGGAAUAGCUGAAAUCACCUCUUUCCUCUACCUUGGUCGUGGCAGUGUGGCUUCAAAUCGGACAUUACUUUUUGCAAGAGGCAUCACCUGCAUUGUCAAUGCAACUAUUGAGAUUCCAAAUUUCAACUGGCCACAGUUUGAAUAUGUGAAAGUACCUCUGGCAGAUAUGCCACAUGCUCCAAUAUCCUUAUAUUUUGAUAGUGUGGCUGACAAGAUCCAUAGCAUAGCCAGAAAACAUGGUGCUACUCUUGUGCAUUGUGCAGCCGGUGUAAGUCGUUCAGCAUCUCUAUGCAUUGCUUACCUGAUGAAAUACCACAAGGUGUCCCUACUAGAGGCUUACAACUGGGUAAAAACGAGAAGGCCUAUUAUAAGGCCUAACGUUGGCUUUUGGAGGCAGCUGAUAGACUAUGAACGCAAACUUUUUGGGAAAUGCACUGUUAAGUUGGUACACACACCCUAUGGUGUAAUUCCAGACAUAUAUGCAAAAGAGAGAAGAAACCUAAUGCCUUACUGGGGAAUUUAGAUGCAGAAUUAUCUAACAACAAAAAAUCAAAUAUAAAAUUAAAAUAAGUCUUUUAGGUCAUAAACUGGCCCAUUAUCUUUAAAGGGACAUCAAACUCAAAAUGUAUAUUUCAUGAUUCAGAUAGAACAUACCAUUUUAAAUAACGUUCCAAAUUACUUCUAUUAUCAAAUUGUUUUUAUCCUUUGCUGAAAAAGGAAGAAAAGUUCAGGAGUGUGCACGUGUUUGCAGCACUAUUAGGUAGCAGUAUUGCAAUAAUGUUAUACAUUAGCAAGAGCACUAAAUAGCAGCACCAUUUCCUGUCAAUGUGCUAAACACAUGUGCACGCAACCUAUCUGGAUAUCUUUUAAACAAAGAAUAACAUGAGAAUGAUGUAAAUUUGAUAAUAGAAGUAAAAAAAAUUGUAUUCUCUAUCUGAAUCAUGAACGAAAAAUGUGUUUCAUGUCCCUUUAAAGUUUAAUCCAUGUUAUUGUUACCAUAAGCUGCAAAACAUACCACUUAAUAAUGUUUUAUAAUUCUACUCCAAAGAAGUAACUAUCAGUGCUAAACAAUUAAAAGGUAUCUAUAACUGUAAGAUGUUCAGUUUCUUAAGGUUUUAGGAGCCAAUCAAAAUUGUGAAUGUUGAGAGACAAGGUUCCUAUAUCUGCUACCAGAUGAAAUAUUUGGAAUACUUAAUGCAAUUUAAUUUUUGCUUAUAAUAUUUUUAUUUUUUUAAGGUCAUGAAUAGAAUUAUUAGAAAUACCUACUCAUAUUUAAAAAAAAUAAAAAAAUAGUUCAAACUAUUAAAUUGUAGAAAACAACUUUCAUUAGAAUAAAAAAGCUACUUUAGGAAUUGUCUGCAAGUUGAAUUAUAUAUUUGAACACUGCUAUAAAAUGUAGUCAGAUGUGUACUUCUAAACGUUUUAUUUAGAAGAACAGAAUGUAUGUAGAAUUCAUAUUUUGAAAAUAUAGUUCAACAUUUAGUUAAUCUCUCUAUAAAAACAUUGAGUUUUGGGAACUUGAAAUGUCCACAAUCACCAAGUUGCUUGAAUAAAAAAAUUAAAAAAGACAGAACUCACUGGAAUUUUGGUAUAUAAAAUGUAGCAUUUAUUUGACGCAGCGCUCAAAAUGUAUUUUUUUUAAUGCAUUUAUCUAUGUAUAUAUUUAAAAUUAUAUAUAUAUAUAUAUAUAUAUAUAUAUAUAUAUAUAUAUAUAUAUACACACACACACUCACUUCAUUAAGGGCCAGUGAGGAACCCUCAGUUUCCUGAUAUAUGACCAAAUCUCUCAUCUACUGCAAUAAAAGGGAAAAAUAGCCCAAUAGUAUCUAUUGCAGAGAGGUUGGAGUGAGAUGAGGCAAUUAGGAAAAGCAGGAAUACGUAGAACACUGCUUAAAGGGACACUAAACCCAACUUUUUUAUUUAAUGAUUCAGAUAGAGCAUGCAAUUUUAGGCAACUUUCUAAUUUACUCCUUUUAUCAUUUUUUUUUCAUUCUCUUGCUAUCUUUAUUUAGAAAUCAGGAAAGUAAAGCUUAAAAGCCGGCCCAUUUUUGGUUCAGUACCUGGGUUAUGCUUGCUUAUUGGUUUGCUAAAUGUAGCCACCAAUAAACAAGCGGUAUCCAGGGUGCUGAACCGAAAAUGGGCCAGCUCUUAAGCUUAACAUUCCUACUUUUUAACCCCUUGAGUGCCAACGACGGCUCUGAGCCGUGGCAGAGUUUCCCACUCAGGUGCUAACCACGGCUCAGAGUCGUCGCUAGCACUCUCCCAACUUGAGGGAGAUCUGGGGGCUCCCAGUUGCUCCUACGCCGGCGAUCGGGCCUGUAUAGUGGGCUUCACGUUUUGCGUGGUGACAUCACGGGCAAUGACGUGAUGUCACCGCGCAACUUUAUUAACAAAAUACAAUGACAAGUAUAGGAAAAUUGGGCAUGCUGCUUAGAAGCCUGUAUCUCAGGCAUCUAAGCAGCUACAGACCCCGUUGGAAAGGUAAUCGCCUAACCUUUCCAGCAGUAUAAGUCUUGGGGAUCUGGGGGGGGGGGGGAAAGUUGGGGGGGAAAAAGUUGGGGGAAAAAUAUUUUUAAAAAAUUAAAAAACCCUCAGAUCAGCUUAGCACCCAGGUGGGAAAGUGCUUAGCACUCAGAGGGUUAAAUAACGAUAGCAAGAGAACGGAAACAAAUGGAUAGUAGGGGUAAAUUAGAAAGUUGCUUAAAAUUGCAUGCUCUAUCUGAAUCAUGAAAGAAAAGGUUGGGUUUAGUAUUUGUUUAAGUGACAAAAUCUUAGUAAACUAUUUGUACAAAGUUAUUCAUCUGCAUUUAUGCAUAGCAGCCACCUGUGGGUCUGAAUUGGAAUGGCAGCAGUAGAAAGCAAUAGCAAGCAGUGAAAAUGCCGCCCAGACUAAAAAAAAAAACAAGUUUCUGCACAAAGAAUAGAUACAGAUUAUUACCUGAAAUAAAACCUUGCAGGAAAAUAAUAGGUCAUACUAUAAUCACAGGGUUAGGGAUUAAGUGGAAUCCAUAAACCCAUAAAGGAACCUAAUACUCAUAUGCUAAAUCACUUGAAACUGAUGCAGUAUAACUGUAAAAAGUUGACAAGAAAAUAUCACCUGAACAUCACUAAGUAAAAAAGGAAGAUAUUUUACCUCAAAAUGUAUCCGGCUCACCAGAGUAAGUGCUAUGUAAACAAUUAUACUUCAACUGCUGUCCAACUGCAAGUUGAAAAAUACAAAAACAAAUUCCACUCAGCAUCAGUAGUGCUGAGGUAAUGUUUUGCCUUUGCUGUGAUCUCAUGAGAUUUCAUAGAAUUUACAUAAACUGAAUAGGAGAAUAACAUGACUGUGCCUACAUAUGACAGAUGCACACUCCGUAGCUUGUCCUGGGACAAGCAUCAUGACUGGGUGCUUAAAGUUUCUUUACAAUGGGGUGUAAAUACUUAGGAAAUUUGAGGUAAAAUAUAUUCCUUUUUUACAUAGAGAUGUUCAGGUGAUAUUUCUAGUCCGCUUUUUACAGCUAUACUGCAUCACUUUCAUGUGCUUCAACAUUUGGGUAUCAUGUCCCUAUAAAUAGUUGGGAAACAUAACCAAGGAUGUAUAUGGAGCAAUGCUAACGUAUUUAAGGAUCACAAAACAAGUAGGGUGUGCAGCCUUUUAUAAAUGAUCAAGCAAGGGAAACGUUCUAAAACACUACUGAUUGUUUCUGAAAGGAAAAUGUUGUCAAAUGUUAAAUCCAAUAACCCCUGGAAGCAUACACAAGAGAACAGUUAUGUGUAAGGGGCCUGCCUGACAGCAGGCACAAUCUGGCCCCAGGAAACACAGAUGGUGGACAGGAGUGACCAGAUACAUAUAGUCACAGCAUACUUUCUUCUUCUAUACAAAUAAUUCAGGAUAAAACAUAAGUACAGAACUCAAGCUGGGGUAGAGACUAAUGAUUCUGGGAAGUUUUGACUCCAAUAGGCAGACAGUUAUAUAACAAUAGUUCCUGGAUAUAUUGUGAGUGGCAUUGUGGUAUUAAAGUAAUAUGAAACCCAACAUUUUUCAUGAGUUAGAUAGAGCAAGUCAUUUUAAACAUUUUUCCACUUUACUUAUAUUAUCUAAUUUGAUUCAUUCCCUUUGUAUCCUAGCUGAAAGUCAAUCAGAUGAGGCAAAUAUGUGCAGCCAACAAUCAGCAGCUGUGUUCUAAACCUAACUAGGUAUUCAUUUCAACAAAUAAAAGAGAAUUAAACAAAUUAGAGAAUCCUAAUACAUUGAAAAGUUGUUUAAAAUUGCAUGCUUUAUCUGAAUAUUGAAAGAAAAAAAAUGGGUUUAAUGUCCCAUUUAAAUGUUUCUGCUGUUUUACUAGCUCAGAGACAACCACAACUUUGGGGGUUUAAAGAGCAUCCAGUGUCACUGCUAGUGUUUAGUGUCCCUUUAAGUUUUUGGAUAGUAACUAAGUACAUUUUAUAAGCAUAGUAUUGAGGUUAUGCACUACCUCCCUCUAAUCAUGGGUGCCGCCAUGUUGAAAUCUACCUUUCACUAUAUUGCAGUGCUUGCACAUGUGCAGUAACUCUUGGAUGCCUGUAGUAAAAUCUAGGUUCUAAUGGCAGCACUAAUAAUUAGAAGGAAAGAUGUGCAUCAAAUGUAUUUAGCGUUUAGUGUCCCUUAAAAGAAUGCGUUAGAUUCAGAGUUUUUAUGUUAAUGGGACAUAAAUGUGGUUACCAUAAAUAUAUUCACUCACACAGAGCUGUAGUUAAGGUAGUGGACCAGUAUAGCUGCUGCCUGUUGUAAUGGCAGCAGCUAUGUAAUGGCUUUCAGUUCAUAAAUGCGUAGCUUUAUUGAUAUGCGUAAAUACAUUUAUAAUGUAAUAUAUAAUGACUGAUUAGUUAAUGAUUGGUAAGGCAAACAAGAUGUAUCCUAGUAAUGUUUGUAAACAAAUACUAAAAGUUAUAAUCUUAAAGGGACACUGCACCCAAUUUUUUUAUUUUGUGAUUCAGAUAGAGCAUGCAAUUUUAAGCAACUUUCUAAUUUACUCCUAUUAUCAAUUUUUCUUCGUUCUCUUGCUAUCUUUAUUUGAAAAAGAAGGCAUCUAAGCUAUUUUUGGUUCAGCCUCUGGACAGCACUUUUUUUUAAAUUUAUCCACCAAUCACCAAGGACAACCCAGGUUGUUCAUCAAAAAUGGGCCGGCAUCUAAACUUUACAUUCUUGCAUUUCAAAUAAAGAUACCAAGAGAAUGAAGAAAAUUUGAUAAUAGGAUUAAAUUAGAAAGUUGCUUAAAAUUGCAUGCUCUAUCUGAAUCACAAAAGAAAAAAUUUGGGUACAGUGUCCCUUUAAUGUAAAUCAUAGUAUGUUAUAAUUUUUUGAUUGUAUGUUAUUGUGUAUAUCUAUUGUCUGUUAUUCCAUUAAAAUCUUUUGAACAAACAGAUCCAUAAAUUUGUUUAAUUUUUCUCUCUGAUUUACCUCAUGCUGUAGUGUUAACCUUUUUUUUCUGCAUCUCGAUCUGUUAAUUAAAUGCAACUGGUAACAAUGGCUCAUGUUUCUAAAAUUGUAAUGCAAACAAAUCUGAAAUGGAAGUUGUAUCAAUAUAACAUUUAAAAAAAAUGUAAUUGUAAAAAGUCAAACCUUUCAAUAAACAUUCUUACCCUA
This is a messenger RNA of Bombina bombina (fire-bellied toad), 6157 nucleotides long. RefSeq names its product dual specificity phosphatase 14 (gene DUSP14). The coding region runs from base 476 to 1072 and encodes 198 amino acids. The transcript has 4 exons. Gene Ontology annotation, molecular function: MAP kinase tyrosine/serine/threonine phosphatase activity. Gene Ontology annotation, cellular component: cytoplasm. The record is from RefSeq and is a predicted model, not a curated record. Gene Ontology annotation, biological process: protein dephosphorylation. NCBI's taxonomy places the organism in Eukaryota, Metazoa, Chordata, Amphibia, Anura, Bombinatoridae.